Daucus carota subsp. sativus is the source of this 3010-nucleotide messenger RNA. Its product is annotated as protein EIN4. Lineage: Eukaryota; Viridiplantae; Streptophyta; Magnoliopsida; Apiales; Apiaceae. The transcript has 3 exons. Gene Ontology annotation, cellular component: endoplasmic reticulum; endoplasmic reticulum membrane. Bases 501 to 2795 code for a protein of 764 amino acids. Gene Ontology annotation, molecular function: protein binding; phosphorelay sensor kinase activity; ethylene receptor activity. Gene Ontology annotation, biological process: response to ethylene; phosphorelay signal transduction system. The record is from RefSeq and is a predicted model, not a curated record.
UUAAUUAAUGUGCAAGUGGGUAUUUUAAAUUGAUACUAGGGGGAGCUGUAUUGGGUUUUUUCUUGCUUAAAGACUUGAAAAGAUUGAAACUUUAGUUUGAAAUUACUAAUCUUGGAAGCUAAUGUGUGUGAAAGUGCUUAAGCUGCUUUUUGCUCACAAGAUUGCUGGAGAUAUCUCCAAGAAUAUAGAUUGAUAUCUGAAGAAGUUAGUUGAAGAUAGUAAUCAACUAGAUAAAAAGACAGCUGAUGUAAGCAAGAGGGUAUUUGGAUUUGAGGAGAUUUAAGUUUUUGAGGUUUUUGCCAUAUGGGGUAUGUUGGAUAUUGAAGGAUUGGGUAUGUCAGAUCUUGAUAUGGCAGAUCAAGUUGGUUGAUCUUAUGUUCUGUUGUGUUAAAUGAAGCUCUUGAUAAUUGGGGUGAAAGUUCAAGCUUGGGGUUUUAGGUUUAAAUUCAAGAUAGGUUAGUUGAUUAAAGUUUUGAAGGAAGGAACUUUUGAAGAGUGCGAUGUCUAAGUCAUUAGUUCUUUCUUUGUUGAUUGUUUCCUCGGUUAUCUUGGUUGGAGCCUUGGAUACUGACUUGUCUUAUUGUCACUGUGAUGAUGAGGGCUAUUGGUGGAGCUUACAUAGUAUCCUCGAAUGUCAGAAAGUGAGCGAUUUUUUGAUUGCAGUAGCAUAUUUUUCGAUUCCUAUAGAGUUACUUUAUUUCAUCAGUUGCUCCAACGUACCGUUUAAAUGGGUGCUAGUUGAGUUUAUAUUAUUCAUAGUGCUAUGUGGAAUGACCCAUUUACUCAAUGGGUGGACAUACUAUGGUCAGCAUUCUUUCCAGUUGAUGAUGUCACUUACAGUUUUUAAAUUACUCACGGCUCUCGUCUCUUGUGCAACUGCAAUCACCCUUUUGACUUUAUUUCCACUAGUUCUCAAAGUAAAAGUUAGGGAACUUUUCUUGGCACAAAAUGUUAGGGAGCUUGAUCAAGAAGUGGGGAUGAUGAAGAGGCAGACUGAUGCUGGAUGGCAUGUCCGGAUGCUGACCCAAGAAAUUAGAAAGUCACUUGAUAAGCACACAAUACUUUACACUACACUAGUUGAGCUCUCCAAAACAUUGGAUCUACAAAAUUGUGCUGUUUGGAUGCUGAAUGAAACGAGGACAGAGAUGAACUUGACUCAUGAAUUAAAACCAAGUAAUUCUAAUGGUUACCACCCAGCAGUUCCAGUAAACGACCCAGAUGUAUUGGACAUAACUAAGAAUGAUGGUGUGAGGAUUUUGAGUGAUCAAUCUAGGCUUGGGGCUGCUAGCAGUGGUGGGUCCGGUGACUCAGGUCCUGUUGCUGCAAUUCGUAUGCCAAUGCUUCAAGUAUCAAAUUUUAAAGGGGGAACACCUGUGUUAGUUGAAACUUGUUAUGCCAUGUUGGUUCUUGCUCUUCCUAAUUCGAAUGGACGACGUUGGAGUUAUGAUGAGAUGGAGAUAUUGGAAGUUGUGGCAGAUCAGGUAGCUGUGGCUCUUUCCCAUGCUGCAGUUCUUGAGGAGUCUCGAGUGAUGAGAGAGAAACUGGAGGAGCAAAAUCGCAUGCUGAAACAUGCCAAGGAGAAUGCUAUGAUGGCUAGUCAGGCGAGAAACUCUUUCCAAAAGGUGAUGAGCCAUGGAAUGAGGAGGCCGAUGCAUUCUAUGUUGGGCCUACUGUCGGUAGUUCAAGAUGAAACCAUGAGCUCUGAACAGAGAACUAUUGUUGACACAAUUAUAAGAUCCAGCAAUGUGCUCUCAACUCUAAUAAAUGAUGUGAUGGAGAUAUCAGCUAAAGACGAUGGCAGAUUUCCACUAGAAAUGAAGCCUUUUCACCUUCACUCUAUGAUUAAGGAAGCUUCGUGUCUUGUCAAGUGCUUGUGUGUUUACAAGGGCUUUGCUUUUGCUUUAGAUGUUUCAAACUUUUUACCUAAUCAAUUGAUGGGUGAUGAAAGGAGGACCUUUCAGGUUCUAUUGCAUAUGGUCGGGCAUUUGUUGAAUGUUAACGAGGGAGAAGGACCUGUAAUAUUAAGGGUGUCUUUAGAAAAUGGGGCAGAAGGUAUAAACGAUAAUAUUUUGGGGUCGAGAAGACCAAACACAACUGAUGAGUAUGUGAGUAUUAAGUUUGAAAUUGGAAUUGUUGAUGGAGGUUUUCAGUCAGAUAGCUCUAGCAUACAUUCAGGUGGAAGAAGGAAAGCUGGCACUGAAGCUAAGGAUGUCCUGAGCUUCCGUAUGUGUAAAAUGCUUGUGCAGAUGAUGCAGGGCAGCAUUAAAGUAUCUUCAAAUCCCCAGGGACUAGUGCAAAGCAUGAAUCUUGUUCUCAGAUUUCAGAAGUUGCCUUCUUAUAGAAGACCCUUAUAUGAACUCGGUUUAUUUCCAGACCGUCCAUUAUCUAACUCUAUGCUUAGGGGUCUUCAUGUUAUUCUAGCUGAUGACGAUAACACGAAUCGAAUGGUAACUAAGAAACUUCUUGAAAGAUUGGGGUGCCAAGUAUCUUCUGUUUCAUCAGGUCAGGAGUGCUUAAGUGCUUUAGGACCCCAUGUGAAUGCUAUUCCAGUUGUUAUUUUGGAUCUUCACAUGCCAGACAUGGACGGCUUUGAGGUGGCAACGAGAAUUCGGAAAUUUAGGAGCCGCAGUACCUGGCCAGUAAUCAUAGCAUUGACUGCAAGUGCAGAGGAAAAUGUUUGGGAACGAUGUAUACAAGUGGGGAUGAAUGGAGUUAUUCGGAAACCUGUUCUCUUACAAGGAAUGGCUGAAGAGCUUCGAUCAGCAUUACAACGAGCAGGUGAAAGGAUGACAUAGUAAAAUUUUGAUUGGAAAUUCGACAUGCUCCCCUUCAUAUAUGUUGCAGCAUAGAGGUAUUAGUGAUUUUAGUCAGCGCUUCAGAAUCGUAAUAAAUAGUUUCUUUUAACACUAUAAUGAAAAUCUGGAAAUUUGGUGGUUAAUACGACUGCUGAGGAUAUAUUACUGUAAACAACGCCUAAAUAUUCAUCAAAUAUAAGCUCCUUUUUGUUUGU